AUGCACGCUGCCCGCUGGCUGGGGCUGGCGCUGCUCUGCCUCUGCCGCCCCGCCGAGCCCUGGUACCGGCCGGCGGCCGGGCCCCACCACUACUCGGUGGGCAGAGCCUCGGGGCUGCUCUCUGGGCUCCGCCGCUCCGACACGAGCGGCACCGCCAAGCCCGGCCCCGGUGCGCUGAUGCCCGGCUCGGCCCGCCCGCCCGCACGGCUCCACGCCGCGGUGCUGUGCGUGACGGAUGUGGCCCCCGAGCCACGGAGCUGCCGGUUGCUGCCUGGAGCUGCCGGCGCUCUCCAGUGCAAGGCGGACGUGACCGUGUCCUUGGACCCCGUGGCGUGUGCGGAUGCCUGA
Messenger RNA from Haliaeetus leucocephalus (bald eagle), 348 nucleotides. RefSeq names its product neuropeptide B (gene NPB). The transcript has 2 exons. Gene Ontology annotation, biological process: feeding behavior; G protein-coupled receptor signaling pathway. Lineage: Eukaryota; Metazoa; Chordata; Aves; Accipitriformes; Accipitridae. Gene Ontology annotation, molecular function: G protein-coupled receptor binding. Bases 1 to 348 code for a protein of 115 amino acids. The record is from RefSeq and is a predicted model, not a curated record.